Messenger RNA from Dicrocoelium dendriticum, 1112 nucleotides. Lineage: Eukaryota; Metazoa; Platyhelminthes; Trematoda; Plagiorchiida; Dicrocoeliidae. The record is from the annotation of a GenBank genome assembly.
CUGGCCGUGCAUGGCAUGUUUGACCUAUCACAAGGUGACUGGCAGAGCGGGCCAACGUGAUUGGUUGGUACUCUCAAGGUCGAAGUUCGUCCGGUCGGACGAUCGGGCUUAGCUUGAGGUCAGUUGCUUGCUGGAUACGCUCUUGCCGGAUGUAUUGUACUUCGCCUCCGGUACGUGUGAGCCUGACGCGCGUGGGGAACCAGGAAGCGGAUCCCACCACGGCCCAGUUUGUCCUGUUAACGUCGAUGCAAAAGCUCGACCAAGCCAGACGCUCUCGAGGUGGAAUAAAGCUCAGGAGGGGACUGUUGAUAGCCGUCACUGCUCUGAAAGCAAAGCAGAUGCUGUGGGAGAGGGAUUUGCACAUACACAGCUCAAACCUUAUGGUCUCAGGUUGUCAAUCCUUGGCGGACAAUUCCGGCUUGGUGGCCGAUGGACCACAGAAUCCUCAGGACAGCCUGUUUCGUUCAACAACCAUUUCCAACCCUGUAUGGCCCGCUCAGGGCGACCUGACGUGCGAAACAACUCAGGUGAACGAAGCAAUAACUCCGAUGCCGACCACUGAUAUCCAAACACUAUCAUCACCCAGUACAUUCCCCGAUAUAGACUACGUAUUUCCACCGAUCGACCAGCUGUGUUAUGCUUUCUCAGAGAUUGGGUCUUCAAGAUUCGAAAAUUCCUCGUGUAUCCCUUGCGCUGAGUCUUCAGACGCACAUCCAUCAGAAGACCUACUUCCCACCCAUUCGCUCAAACGAAGUUGUCUGGAUGAACUUUUGCUACCCGACUCCAACUGCACAUCGAAUGACAGCCACAUCACGAAUAGUACCUUCCAACCCUUACUGCCCGAAUUGAAGCGUCCUUGUUUGGAAAUCGGUUAAUGAAAUGCCACAAAGUUGAAGAGCCUCUCUCGUUGCUUAUGUGACAGACCGUCUGUGAUAUGCGCGUAACACUUCGCGUUCUGUGCCUUCUUAUCGCACUUGCGCUCACAACACCUGUCUGCUCUUGUCAAUGUGUUCCAUGUCUCCCGCAGCAGAUGCCAGCACAUCAUGUCUCCUCGCAUGACCGAGCGACUUGUUGUUUCUAAUGCGAAUAUAUGUACGAUGAUCCGCCUCAUU